This is a messenger RNA of Fraxinus pennsylvanica, 1710 nucleotides long. The record is from the annotation of a GenBank genome assembly. NCBI's taxonomy places the organism in Eukaryota, Viridiplantae, Streptophyta, Magnoliopsida, Lamiales, Oleaceae.
AUGGCCAGUUUGUUGUCUGCUGAGCCUUCUCGUCAUGGAGUCAAUGACACAAAUCAUAGGAUUUAUGUGGACAACCCACAAGAAGGUGGUGACCGCUGGUAUUUCUCUAGGAAGGAAAUUGAAGAAAAUUCUCCUUCUAGACGUGAUGGCAUUGAUUUGAAGAAAGAGACUUACCUACGCAAGUCAUACUGUACCUUUUUACAAGACUUAGGCAUGAGGCUGAAAGUGCCUCAGGUAACCAUUGCUACAGCAAUAAUUUUUUGUCAUCGUUUCUUCCAUCUUCAAUCCCACGCAAAAAAUGAUAGGAGGAUGGUUGCUACGGUAUGUAUGUUCCUUGCGGGCAAAGUUGAAGAAACUCCUCGUCCUCUGAAAGAUGUCAUACUAGUUUCAUAUGAAAUUAUUCAUAAAAAAGAUCCUGCAGCUGCGCAAAGGAUCAAGCAAAAGGAGGUAUAUGAACAACAAAAAGAACUUAUUUUGCUGGGAGAGAGGGUUGUUCUUGGAACUCUCGCUUUUGAUCUCAAUGUACUCCAUCCAUAUAAACCCCUUGUUGAGGCUAUAAAAAAAUUUAAGGUUGCUCAAAAUGCCCUGGCUCAAGUUGCAUGGAACUUUGUUAAUGAUGGGCUUCGGACUUCUCUAUGCUUGCAGUUUAAGCCCCACCACAUUGCAGCAGGUGCUAUUUUUCUUGCUGCCAAGUUCCUAAAAGUAAAGCUUCCUUCUGAUGGUGAGAAGGUUUGGUGGCAGGAGUUUGACGUCACUCCACGCCAAUUGGAGGAGGUCAGCAAUCAGAUGCUAGAAUUGUACGAACAAAAUAGAGUACCACCUUCUCAGGUUAGUGAACCCGAAGGGAGUGCUGGAGGCAGUCAACAACCUCCAUUAAAAGCUCCUGCGAACGAAGAGCACAUCACUAGUCACAGUAAUUCUCAUGGCAUGGUGGCUACUUCAAAGGCAGGAACCUCCAAGGCAGCAUUGGCGAGGCCAUUUCCUGAGCCGUCGCAUGCAGAUAAUCAUGGUGGGCUACCAAGAACCACCCAGACUCAAGACAAUGACUAUGGAAACAUUGAAAAGAAAAGCAUUCAAGAUCACAAGGGAGAUGAUGAUAUUAAUGUCUCCCAACACCAUCAACGAGAAUGGGAGAUCCAGAAUAAAUCAGAGUUCGGGUCUGAUGAACACGUUGAUGAAGAUCGAGAAGGGAGUUUUGGGAAAACUGAAACAAGGGAUACUGUGGAGCUGAAGGAUAUAUGCAGUAGCAGAAAUUUGGCCCCCAAGGACGCUACAGUUUCCCAGUCACCUCAAGAUGCUAUAAAAAAGAUUGACAGAGAGAAGGUUAAAGCAGCUCUUGAACGGAGGAAAGCCCGUGGAGACAUAAAUCGAAAAACAGACCAUAUGGACGAGCUCGAGAGAGAACUGGAGGAUGUUGAAUUGCCUGGUGAGAGAGAGAAGAUUAAGCGAGAGAGAAAACAUAGCUGGUCCAAACCUUCAAAUAAGUCAGAGCACGGGAACUAUCAUCGCGCAUCUGGAGAUGGGCAUGCGGAUGAUUUUCACACUGUAGAAGAAGGGGAAGUCGAACCAUUUGAUGAUAUCGACGGGGGAUAUCAGUCACCAAGGUCAGCCAAUCGUAAGAGGAAGGCCGUUAGCCCCUUAGACAAGAAAAUGGAUGGAAAGCUGCGAAAUGAUUACAUGUCAGAGUCUUACUUUCACAACAAUGAUUGA